AUGUCGGCGCCGAUGAAGAGCCACUACUUCUGCGUGUUUUGCGACACAAUCGCGAUGUCAUCCGAAGAGAUGGGCGACCACUCGAUGCAACACUUGAUGGCCAUCGAGGGCCAGGCCGUGGAGGACAGGGCGGCGACGGAUACCGAACUCGGAUUCGUGGACCGACUGCUGGCAUACCAGCGCCGCCUCAACGAGUGUCUGCCGCACGAGUUGCCCCCCGAAGACACCACUCGGACGCUGAUGAUUGGGUGCCCCGUAUGUGACGCUAUGAUCCGGUGCCACGACCUCCGCAUCGAUGAGCGCUUCCGGCACUCCAUUCACGCCACGGAAGCCACGGCUCACCACCAGUCGGACAAUGACUCCAAUCAGCGCUCAGAGUCGACCUCCGGUUCGCCGAAGUAUACGAUAAGCCAUUUGAGGGGCGAAUCACUGGCCGCCCAAAGGGAGCACAUCUAUCAUCACCUAAACUACUUCCCAUUCGUCUGCAACUACAGCACUGCCACCACCGCUGAUGACAACCCCAUUGCCACCGAUUGUCACCAGAAGCUGUUCGCGUACGAGGCGUGCAAAGAGCACCUCCGCGUCCGCCACUGCCUCCCAGUGACCGCCAAAGACGAGUACGAAGUGGUCAGCGAACACAUGCACUUCCAUGAGCUCCGGCCGCUCGAGGAGCUGAUCCGCGAUCACCUCAACUGCAAACCGAUGCCCGCGUUGUCGGCCUACGUGUGCGACACUACCAUCGAUGUCGAUGAGGACGAGUACGGCUCGGAUAUGCCGGCGCCGCCACCGAUCAGUUCGUUCGACGAGUUGUCUGAUACGAGCGGUUCCGCCGGUGAUGACGAGAACGAGGCGACGGUUGGCCACGAGUUCAAAGGUCACCGAAAGCGUCGACAAACACUUCAUCCGAGCAAAUACUACGACAACAAUAAUGGCCACCAUUUCGACGACAGUCUCAGCGGUUUCAGCGAUAGUCUGAAAAAAGAGAGGUCUUCGCAGACUCUGACCACCAAUUCAAGCGCCGAUGACGUCCAGAGUGUCAACAACCGUAGCGCCGACGACCUGUCCGUCGAUUUGACGCACAAACGCCACUAUAAG
Messenger RNA from Oppiella nova, 1095 nucleotides. Lineage: Eukaryota; Metazoa; Arthropoda; Arachnida; Sarcoptiformes; Oppiidae. The record is from the annotation of a GenBank genome assembly.